AUGUGGGGCAACAAUGACGAUUACAGUGAUAACGGUGAACCCGUAAAACUAUAUGUUCCCACACAAGGGCCGCCUAGAAAAAACAGUACGGCACCAAUAGAGUCCCAUAUCGGUGGAGUUGCAUUUUCCGAGUUGGGUCCGGCUCCAACUUGUCAGCAUUGUGACGACAAUAUGAAGCUACUCGUACAGCUCUAUCGCAUAGAGAACCAAAUGGAAAGAUUUCUUACUGUCUACGGAUGUCCGCAAUCGGCAUGUUUCAGCAAGCUAAAGUUCGAAAAUGGAUUUUCAUACGGAAACGGUGUCAUGUCCUGCAGAAUGUUGGUGAGACCAAUCCGCGAAAAGCCCAAGCCAUCUGCACCGGCGGCACCAGUGAAGUCGUCAUGGUAUAGUGAUGAUGGAGAUGAUAUGGAUAAUGAUUGGGGUGCAGAUACGGGAAGUGACAACGACGUGGCCGAUUUGGAGUCGAAAAUUGCGGCCAUGGAAGCCAAUCUAGAAGAUGGUGCCAUGCCAAAGAAGGAAGCAGCAGCAGCCAAGACCCCAAAAGGCACUGUGCCAACAGCCAAGGUAUCCCCCGAUAGCUUCCCUUGUUACAUGCUGAACCAACAAGUUGAACCACCUGCUCCUAGACAACAAAUUGAAGAAGACGAUGUUGGUAUGGGUGCGAGUGACGAUAAGAUUCGAAACAUGUUGGCUCGGUACAUGGCCGAAGAAGAGGAUGAAGAUAUUCUUGCUGCACUCUCUGGAACUGCAGGUGGAGGAGGUGGUGCUGGUGGUGAAGCUGAUGAGCGACUAUCCGAAGAAGAUCGAAUCCUGCUGGGCUUUCAGGAUCGUCUGCGGAGAGCUCCUCGACAGGUCGUUAGGUAUGCUCCUGGUGGCAUCCCAAUGUGGUCCAUUCCUACAGAAGCUCCUACUGUUCCAUCCUCUCCUGAUGGAAAUCCACGAUCUUUUGAAUGCCAAUUGUUGCCACCGCUUUUGCUCACACUGAAUGUGGACAAGUUUUCGGGAGCCGAGCAGUCAGAGUCGGGAAUCAAUGGCAUGCUUUCCGAUGGUAUGAAUUGGGGAUCAGUGGCUGUCUUCACUCGGGCCAACCCAACGAGUGAAGUGGAAACAGAAGAAGUACUUCUUAUCCAAAAGAGUGUUGAUGAAAUGAGCGAGAUGCAAGGACAGCCAAAGAUGGACUUGGAGCCAGCUAUUGCGGUUGUCGAAGAUAUGGAUGAUGAUGAUGAAUUUACCCCGGAUGCUUAG
This is a messenger RNA of Cylindrotheca closterium, 1245 nucleotides long. The record is from the annotation of a GenBank genome assembly. NCBI's taxonomy places the organism in Eukaryota, Bacillariophyta, Bacillariophyceae, Bacillariales, Bacillariaceae.